Molecule: messenger RNA, 489 nt
Organism: Oldenlandia corymbosa var. corymbosa
Lineage: Eukaryota; Viridiplantae; Streptophyta; Magnoliopsida; Gentianales; Rubiaceae
Source: the annotation of a GenBank genome assembly
AUGACAAUGCCGUCAGUUAGUGCUCCUGAUCCCACCUCCCAGAGAGCCAAGGUGAUGGGUAUUACUUUUGCUAAGCAGUAUCACCGACUGCUUUCCCAACAGCCUCAGCUAGUGCACAAAUUUUACCAAGGUUCAAGCUUCUUGACACACCCUGAUUCUGACGGCACAAUGACUACCGAAAUCAACAAUAAGAUUAUAUCAUUUGGUUACGAGAACUACACGAUAGAGAUUGAAACUGUAAACAUUCAAGAUUCUUACCAGGCCAGCAUAUUUAUUCAAGUUACAGGAUGUUUAACUGGAACAGACAAUGUGCCUCGAAAAUUCAUGCGGUCAUUUUUCUUAACUCCACAUGAAACUGGAUAUUUCGUUCAAAAUAGCUGUUUUAGGUGUAUUGAGGAGACCAAACCAUCUGAGACCAGUUUGGCAUUGGCAAAUGUUGCUGCUGGUGUUGUUCCUGUAACCGUGCCUUUGACAUUGGAUCCAGAUUAA